AUGUUCACACACCAGACACCCGAACCCCGUUAUUUGCUCGACCCCCAAGGAGUCUCUCCACACCUCCGCGGUCAGACGAUCCCCCGACAGCAGCCACUGCAGACACAGGAGCCGGCUCCACACACCCCCUCCCCAAACAGCAGCGCUCAGCCUCUUCGCCAGCAACCGAGGAGUAGGGGAGGGGGCACAGAGACAGUCAGCAGGAACGCAGAGGCUAUGGCGAGGCUGCUCAGAGUGUCUAUGCCCCCUCUAUUUGCCGCUUCCGAACUCAGGUACCGUCUCCGACUCAGCCCCCUGCGCCCGCUCAGUGUCACUGCCUCUCGCUCUGGGAAAAUGGCGGCUGACGGCGGCGGCGGCGGCGGCGGCGGCGGCCGCGGCGGCGGCAAGUGCACGGGGCCCGCCCGCCCCGCUCCGCAGGGGCAGAGGGGGAGGGGACGAAGCUGCCCGCCGCCAUUUUACUUUUGGGCUGCCGCCCGUCGUUGCCUCUCCACGGAGGCUCGAAGACAGCCAACUGGAGGCAGAGCGGUCGACAGAAAUCUCCGUCUAUUUCACAACAGAUGCAUUCAACAAUUCACCGAAGGAUGUGAGCCCCUGCUGAUUGCCACGCAUUGUCCCAGCGCACAAGGACUCCGCAGAGUUGCUGUUUGUUGUUUGCUAGGGGAGCCUCCACUGUCUGAAAGCAGCUCGAGAAACUGAACAUGGGGAUUUCUGUUGCUGCCCGUGCCUAAUGAGCAUUUGAUUAGCUUUGUCCAAAAUGAACAGAAAUUCAAAAUGACCCAUUCCAAGCCUGUAGAGUCAACCUAGACUGACUCCCCCUAUAAGAAGCUUUCCAAAUGAAGAUUCUGGCUUGGCAGGCAGGAAAGGCUUUAGUAUUUUAGUUGAACCCACUGUAGUUUUUCCAGGGAUAAAACCAGCCAUGAGUAUAGCUCAGAAGGCUGGUGUUCUAGCACCUCUUCUCUAGGUGGAGACACCAUGAGCAUUUCUCAGGUGGCUCUCUCACCAGCGAUGCUGAGCCACUGCACUGAGGCUCAGCUCCUACUCAGGAAGCUCCCGUCCCUGGUCUGCCGUCUGCUAAUCUCCUGUUGGUGAGAUCAAAGCGGUACUUCUGUUCUGCUUCAAGUGUCACUACUAAAGAGAGUGCUAUGGGCCUAUGUCAGUCAGGGUAUUCCAGAGAAAUGGAACUAAGAGGAUCUGUAUAUAUAGUGAAGGAGUUUUAUUUUAAAGAAUUGGUGCAUGCCAUUGUGGAGGCCUGGAAGUCCAAAAUCAGACGGCAGAGGCCAGCAGCAGGCCGGAGACUCAGGAAACAAUUGUGGUUUGUAUCCACAGGUUCUGCUAACAAGCCAGGAAGAGUUGAUGCUACAGAGGCAGGGGUAAGGUAGUCUGCUGGCAGAAUGUGCUUUUGCUAUGCGAAGGUCAGCCUUUUGUGCUAUUUAAGCUUUCGACUGAUUAGAUGAGGUCCACCCACAUCAUGGAAGAUAAUCUGCUUUAUCUAAAGUCCACUGAUUUAACGUAAAUCUCAUCCAAAAACAUGCUCGCAGAAAUAUCCGGAAUAAUAUUGGACCAAUUAUCUGGGCACUGUGUCCCAGCCAAGUUGACACAUAAAAUUAACCAUCACAGACCCUUUUUACUAAGUGACAGGAUGGAACUGUCUCCUACUCUUUGUUCCUGCUGCACCCUUUCUCUGGUGCAGUCACUUCAUCAUAGGUACCCCCCUACCCAGCUUCCUGUGUCCCCGACCUGGUAUGAUUUUCCUUAGAGGUCAGUGACGGGGGGUUUGAGGUAGAAGAAGGGGUGCUGGACUAGAAGAUAGAGGAACACUGAACUCAAAAUCUACUCUUCUCACGAAUUCCCAGCCUAUAUGUCCAGACCAAGAAAGAGAACUCUCGUUGCUCUCAGGUUUCCUUCCACAGCAGCCUUCACACCCAGGUCAGAGGAAGAUCAUUUCCCACCCUUCACCAACAUCUUGGCUCUGGAGCUCAAGUUUAGCCAACCACUGUCUCUCUAAGGAGACACAUCUCCAGUUGGUCAGCCCCAGUAGCCCGUGGUGUGAGUACAAAACUUCCUGAUUCCAUGUAUGUGGUUUUGUUGAACUAUGGGGACAUUAGUCAUGUUUACUGUUGAUGGAAAACAAAGAAAAGCUGUAACCAAGGCCUCACUGUGGUUCUUAACUGUUGCUCACUAACUGUAAUAAGAUUAUAAAAAGGCCCCAAAUAGAAAGUGUAUAUAUGGUCAGAGUAAACAGGAUCAGAGACCAGACUACUCCUACAGGGACGGAUGGUGACUUGUCUCCUUCACUGGAAUAAGUUUGUGUACACACCCUCCCUGAUGCUGCCUGUGUAUUUCCUGUUUUAUUGAGAUACAAUUCAAUUUCAUACCAUUCACCCAUUUAAAAUGUAUGACUCAAUGGUUUUUAGUAUAAUCAGAGUUGUGCAACCAUCACCACAAAGAAUUUUGGAACAUUUCAUCAUCCCCUAAACAAACCCCAUACCCAUAAACAGCCACUCUGAUUGCUUCUCUCCCUGCAAAAUUCCCAGAUCCUAGGCAGCCACUAAUCUACUUUUUGUACCUUAUGGAUUUACCUAUUCUGGACAUUUCAUUAAAUGGAAUCAUACA
Cervus elaphus (red deer) is the source of this 2613-nucleotide messenger RNA. Its product is annotated as DEAD-box ATP-dependent RNA helicase 30-like. Lineage: Eukaryota; Metazoa; Chordata; Mammalia; Artiodactyla; Cervidae. The transcript is spliced from 2 exons. The record is from RefSeq and is a predicted model, not a curated record. The coding region runs from base 1 to 696 and encodes 231 amino acids.